AUGCUAUACACUUGGCUUUCAACAUUUGCUGGAGGAGCACUGGUGCUAUAUGUAUCUCUGAAGAUAUUUUGCCCAUAUUUCUGGGAUGAUCUGGUCUUUUUCUUGAGACGGAAGCGGUUUAAAUUGAUACUAAAGAAAAGAACAAGCAAUGGAGUUCUAUCAUUAAUAGAUCUUUUCCUGCAGAGAGCAGAAAAGACUCCCCACAAACCAUUCAUCAUCUAUGAAGGGAAAGUACACACCUACCAAGAUGUAGAUAAGAGAAGUAAUAGGAUAGCUCAGGUCUUUCUGCACCAUGGGGAUCUCAAAAAGGGGGACACGGUGGCCCUGCUCAUGGGCAAUGAGCCCGACUUCAUCCACGUGUGGUUCGGACUGGCCAAGCUCGGCUGUGUGGUAGCUUUCCUCAACUUCAACAUCCAAUCCAGGUCCCUCCUGCACUGUAUUAAUAAAAGUGCAGCAAAAAUGUUAGUGAUAGCUGAAGACUGUUUAGGAUCAAURAAGAAGGACUUUAUUUUUCAUCUCAAGGACAAUAACGUUGCCAUCUGGCUGAUGAGCAGCAGUUCUCCUUUCCAGCAUGUUGAUACUAUAUUGGACAAAUUAGACAAGGUUUCUGAUGACCCUGUUCCAUCUCACCUUAGAUCUGUGACUAACCAAAGAAAUACAGCUAUGUAUAUCUUCACAUCAGGAAGUACAGGUUUUCCAAAAGCAGCUAUCAUUACUCAUCUAAAAGCCCUAACUGCCUGCUCAGCCUUUUUCCUCUGUGGGACAGUUUCUCAGGAUAUCAUGUAUAUCACUCUUCCUUUGUAUCAUGUCAGUGCUUCUCUUCUCGGCAUUGGUGGAUGCAUUGAAUUAGGAGCAACUUGUGUUUUGAAGAAGAAGUUUUCAGCAAGCCAGUUUUGGAAUGACUGUAGAAAAUAUAAAGUAACAGUCUUUUUGUAUAUAGGGGAACUUUGUCGUUACCUUUGUAAUCAGCCCAGAAAAGAGGAGGACAGAGUUCACCAAGUGCGUCUGGCCCUAGGAAAUGGCAUGAGACCUGCCAUCUGGAAAGAAUUCCUGAGGAGGUUUGGAUCAAUUAAAAUAUUUGAAUUCUAUGGAGCCACAGAAGGAAAUUCUUUCUUCUUAAACUAUACAAAUAAAAUAGGAGCUGUGGCCCGUACUGGCCCUUUCUCAAAGUUCCUAUAUUCCUUUGAAUUGUUGAAAUAUGAUGUCUGGAAACAGGAACUUAUGAAGGAUGAAYAUGGAAAUUAUAAGAAAGCACCAAUAGGUGAACCUGGCCUUAUGGUUAACAAGGUGACACAGGACACCCCGUUUUUUGGAUAUGCUGGAAAUAAAGAAUUAACAGAGAAGAAACUCCUGCAUGAUGUGUUUGUGAAGGGAGAUGUGUACUUUGACACAGGAGAUCUCCUGGUGAUGGACCAUAGUGGCUUCCUUUACUUCAGUGACCGGGUGGGAGAUACUUUCAGAUGGAAAGGAGAAAAUGUUGCUACUCUAGAAGUCUCUGAGGUCAUUGGGAUGAUAGAUUUUGUUCAAGAAGCUAAUGUUUAUGGAGUAAGCAUAGAAAAUUAUGAAGGAAGAAUAGGGAUGGCAGCUAUUGUGCUUAGACCUGACCAAGAUUUUGAUGGAGAAAGACUUUACAAGCACGUUGUGGACUUCCUUCCAAGUUAUGCCCGACCAUAUUUUGUGAGAAUCAUGGAUGUUAUGCAAACUACUACAACUUUCAAGCAUCAGAAAAUGCAUCUGGUGAAUGAAGGAUUUAAUCCAGAAGUUAUACCUGACCCUCUGUAUUUCCUGCAUGAAUCUGCACGUUCCUAUAUUCUUUUAACAAAAGAGAUAUACAAGGAGGUGAUAUCUGGUGAAAUACGUUUAUAG
Molecule: messenger RNA, 1866 nt
Organism: Nothoprocta perdicaria
Lineage: Eukaryota; Metazoa; Chordata; Aves; Tinamiformes; Tinamidae
Product: long-chain fatty acid transport protein 6-like
Exons: 10
Coding region: 1-1866 (621 amino acids)
Molecular function (GO): long-chain fatty acid-CoA ligase activity; long-chain fatty acid transmembrane transporter activity
Source: RefSeq, a predicted model, not a curated record